AUGCUUAUGCUGAAGCUUGGAACCCAGCGUACCCGGGGUACUCCUACGCUCCCAGCGCACCGUGCGCUCCUCUACGCUCCAAACGCCUAUGCAACAUACGGUCCUGGUGCUUACAACCCAGCAAGCCUGGCUGCUUCCAAUGCUUGCGGUCUGGCCGUCUCCAGCUCGUCUCCCAUUGCCCCUGCUGGUGUGACUAUGAUAUCUGAGACUGCUUACGAAGGUCCAUUGGCUGUAGCUGGACAAAUUCCAUUCCUUGGUGCGGUUGGAGUCGAAGGAAUGCUGCCAACAGCUGGUGCUGGAGCUAUCUCUUAUGGUAGUGGAAAUGGACAGGUCGCCAUCUUGGCCGAGGAUCUAGCGGGCUAUGGUUACCCAGCGUACUCCUACGGUGCACCGCAGUACGCGUACGGACCCUACUAUUAG
Leptosia nina is the source of this 420-nucleotide messenger RNA. The record is from the annotation of a GenBank genome assembly. Lineage: Eukaryota; Metazoa; Arthropoda; Insecta; Lepidoptera; Pieridae.